UCGGGUGUGUGAAGGGUGCAGCUCGUGGAUCUCCGUCAGUCGGGCAGUGAAGGGUUAAUGUUACAGUACAGAUACAGGACUGUGAGCCGGUGUCUAUAGACUGCUCGUGUCCACUGACUCGCUCCAUUCAUUACUCGCUACAUGCUACUCUACUUUCCCCAUUCCCACAGUGGGCACCAAAGAAGAGCUCUGCACCUGCUCUACACCUUCCAGCAUGGAUGCGCUAAAAUCCGCCGGGAGAGCAAUAAUCAAAAGUCCCGGAGUUCCGCGGCACACAUGGGGAACGUCCAAGCAUGAAAAGCUCCCAGAGAACUGGACGGACACCAAGGAGACACUCUUGGAAGGGAUGGUGUUCACCGUGAAGUAUCUGGGCAUGACUCUGGUUGGCCAGCCUAAAGGAGAGGACAUGGCAGCAGCUGCUAUCAGGAGGAUUGUAGCCACGGCUCGGGCCAGUACAAAGAAGUUUCGGAAAGUGACCCUCACCGUCUCCCCCAAAGGAAUCAUCAUCUCAGACACAGAGACCAAUGACCUCAUCGAGGACGUUUCCAUUUACAGAAUAUCUUACUGCACAACAGACAAAACUCAGGAUAAGGUCUUUGCCUACGUCUCCCAAAGCCAGUUCAACGAAGCUCUGGAGUGCCAUGCCUUCCUGUGCCAAAAAAAGAAAAUAGCUCAGGCUGUGACUCUGACAGUUGCACAAGCUUUUAAAGUAGCUCUGGAUCUGUGGGAGAUCGCACAGGAAGACAAAAGUAAGAAAGCUCGCACAUGCUACUCCUGUUCAGACCCUGAAUCUCAGCCUGAAUCUGAACCAAACAGUGUUUCAGAGGAGGAGAAGACUCAGGCUCUGAUGGAGCACAAACUUAAGAAGCCCUUCUUCCCUUCUUUCCUUUCACCAUCUCCAAGCAGCAAAGCUAGGAGACGACCAAUCAAACAUGACUCCUGGGAUGCGGAAGAUGGCCUCGAUGAUGCAUUUUCAAGCAAUAUGGAGGUGGAGGAGAUGGACGCAGACUGGCAACAUCCCGCAGCAGAACCGUGUCUGAGGAUGCAGCUGUGAGUCCAGCGGAAGAAGAUCUCCUUUCCUUCAGCAGUGAGGACUCAGACUGAACACACACACACAC
Molecule: messenger RNA, 1118 nt
Organism: Sinocyclocheilus anshuiensis
Lineage: Eukaryota; Metazoa; Chordata; Actinopteri; Cypriniformes; Cyprinidae
Product: low density lipoprotein receptor adapter protein 1-like
Exons: 10
Coding region: 215-1054 (279 amino acids)
Source: RefSeq, a predicted model, not a curated record